Phlebotomus argentipes is the source of this 1187-nucleotide messenger RNA. RefSeq lists its product as uncharacterized. The transcript has 2 exons. The record is from RefSeq and is a predicted model, not a curated record. The coding region runs from base 49 to 633 and encodes 194 amino acids. NCBI's taxonomy places the organism in Eukaryota, Metazoa, Arthropoda, Insecta, Diptera, Psychodidae.
AUUCUGUUGUCUUGUGUCUGUCUCGCGAUUGAGUCGUGCCCAGGAAUCAUGAAGUGGAUACUUGUUGAGUGGCUUGUUCUAACACUUGUGUUAAAGUUUGCCAAAAGCCAAGAAGCGCCAUUUAGGAUAAAUAUAACCGACUUCCAAAACUGUGACGACGUGAAUUUAGACGAUGUCGCUGUCUAUUUAACGAGUGUCUCCUACGAACGUGACUCAUCUGGACUGUGCGACACAGUUCACGGCAAAUACACCGUGAAGGUGCUCGAUACGUCGCGACGAGAACUCAUCAUCACGAUGUUUCAGUGCCCAACAGACGCUGUUGGGCAGUGCAAUGAGAAUCCCGUGGAGCAUCACACGGCACUGCACUGCUCCAAGUUCAUCGAUGACGAUUCCGGGCCGUGGCACAUGCUGUCCAACGCAAUGUCCGGCUCACGGUGUGGCGACGAAGUUGGAGACUUCGAGUUGAUCAGCUCAAAGAUGCGCUUCGACUAUCUGAUGAAUGACCAGAAGAACUAUAUCACGCUGAACGAUAAAAUGCGCAAAUAUCGGGCGAAAAUGAUUUUCCACACUGAGGGAAAGAAAUCCACAAGAGCAUGUAUUUCCGUUGGAUUCACGCUCUUGCCAGUGUCUUAAUGUCCCCCCGAAAUCCCAUGAACAAUAAAACCAAUAGAAGCAUACAAAGCACUCCAUGUUUCACCUUCUUUUGCCGACAACUUCUCAAGCCCAAAGACAAACUUCGACAGUGUCUCCAUAAUUGACUUUGCCCGUAAACGCGGUGUAAAUUGUCUGGUAAUUGAAUUUGAUGAUAAACAAACAAGGUAUCUAAUCAUUUAUGCAAUUAGUAAAGUCCAUAAAAAGGCUGACUGAUUAGGAAGUGUUCCCAUAGUGUAAGAAUCAUGGGAAGUCGUACAGAGUGUUUAUCAGUAAGCCGAAAUGCAACACUUGAGCGCCACAUUUUUCACAACAUCUGGAAGGAAAUGUCAUGAGAUUUUUUACCACACUAAUCACGACAUUUAAAAUCUAUCAAACUGCUAAAGUAAUUUGUAUGUGGGCUGACUUGUGUGAUGCCAAGACGAGCGCGACUCAUUUCAAGAGCCCUAAAAGAUACGCAUUUAGAGAUAUUAAUCAAGCACAGAAUUACAGAUUAAAUCGAGACUAUAAAGCAGCAUCGCGAGGAGAAGAACACG